UUUAUUGUUCCUGUAUAACUCGACAUACAAAGCACGUGACCGGAAAACAGGACACAUUGGCUAUUGGAUAACACACCGACAGCACGGAUAAAUAACUUAAUAAGGAAGGGUCGGUCUUCAAUUCUUUGUAGGAAUCUCUGCCUUAAAGCCAGAGUAGAGUUGUCAUGAAACGAGUGUUUGAUUGGCUGACAUGCAUAUUGGCUGUCAGCGUGGCGGAUCCAGGGGAUAGGACAGUCAGCCUGAUGUCCUACAACACGGGCCUGACUUCGCGGAUCCCGUAUUACAAGGAAAGAUCUCAAUAUAUUGCAGAGAAAGUGUCGCAAAGUAAUCCAGACUUCAUAUGCCUUCAAGAGGUUUGGCAUUACCGAGAUCUGUAUAAAAUUGUGAAAGAAAACAGCGCCACCUAUCCAUAUUCAUUUAGUGCAAUACAUAACGACACCACCAGCCUGCUGAAUAGCAAUGGUCUCCACUGGCCUCCUUGUGCCAGAAGUGAUGUCAUCAAAAUGUUCUUUAAAAUGUGGUGGUAUGGUUGUAGGGCCUUAAAAAGCGAGAUAGCUCGUUUGGACUGUGUAACUGAGAAGGCUGGCUUCAUGGAUCUUCCUCAGCAGUGUAUCACGUGCAUAACGAUGAGUUCCUUCACAGCCCAGACCGCCUUCAGUGAUUGUCUUGGCGCUGUUGAGAACCAGAUGAACGUCCCAGGGCUGCUGGUUCUGAGCAAGAUGAAAUUACGUCAGCAUAAAAUGGUUUACUUCCGGCCUAAUGUGAAGCAAAUCUUACCACGAGGAUAUCUUAUGGUCGAGGUUUUAGGACUUGGUACUGUUGCAUGCACACAUACAACUGCUGACUUAGGCAAAAUAUACUAUGAACCGAAUCUGAAGUCCAAAUUUCACAGCUGGAAAGAAGAAAACAUGAAAGACGCCAGGAUUCUAAUGAAAGAUUUGUCCCCCUUUACAUCCUCUGUCAUCAUGGGGGAUCUAAACUCUAGCCCCUCUAUUCCUGGCAAACAGAUUCAAGGGGAUUUUGAGGACACAUUGGAACUAUUCAAGACUGGUAACUAUUCCACGCCGUACAUUGACCUUUAUGGGUUGUGUACGUUUUGUUCUGGGAACAAUCUCGUUCCUUAUAAAACAGACUGGAUUCUGGAUCAUAUCCUAAUCAGAGGCCAGAGAGCUGAACAGGCUCAGAGAGUGAUGGAUGAAGUAAUAACUGACCUGGCUGUCUACCCCUCGGACCAUUACGGGAUACAAGUCAGGGUCAGUCUCGCUGGCCAGAGACCUGGCCUGUAACUCAGCACUUAAUAAAUUAUAUAAAACAUA
Saccostrea echinata is the source of this 1316-nucleotide messenger RNA. RefSeq lists its product as uncharacterized. Gene Ontology annotation, molecular function: single-stranded DNA binding; 5'-tyrosyl-DNA phosphodiesterase activity. The record is from RefSeq and is a predicted model, not a curated record. Gene Ontology annotation, cellular component: PML body; cytoplasm. Gene Ontology annotation, biological process: double-strand break repair. The coding region runs from base 165 to 1286 and encodes 373 amino acids. Lineage: Eukaryota; Metazoa; Mollusca; Bivalvia; Ostreida; Ostreidae. The transcript has 8 exons.